AUGCGACGUUUUUCUCUCUUCUCUCGGAACUUCUCUGCAGUUCGACUACUCCACCGUAGUCCUCUCUGUUUUGGUAAAAUAGUUCCCUAUCUCUUAGCCGAUAUUGGCGAGGGUAUUCAAGAAGUGGAGGUGGUCACUGUCUGCGUGGCCCCUGGUGAUAAGAUUGAGGAGUUUGAAAAGAUAUGUGAAGUGCAGAGUGAUAAGGCCACGGUGGAUAUCACAUCUAGAUAUACAGGCAUUAUCGCCGCCGUGCACGUUACCGCCGGCGCUACUGCCUUCGUUGGUAAACCGAUUAUUGAUGUGGAAUUAAGUGAACCCGCAGCAGACAAUGAAGGGGAAUCGGAUCUCAAGAAAGACAAGAAUAAUAAUAAUAAUAAUGAAAAGAAGAAGAAGGAGGAGGAGGAAGAGGAAGAGGAUAAGAUGAAGAUUAUGGAUAAGGAGAAGAAGGAGAAGAAGAAAAUAAUGACGGGAGAAGUCUUCAUAGAUGAAAAUUCCUCAACAACAACAACAACAACAGGAAGUAAGAAAGUAUUGGCAACACCGGCAACACGUGGAUUAGCCCGUGAUUACGGUAUAGAUCUAACACAGAUAAAAGGUACUGGAAUAGAUGGACGUAUUUUAAAAGAAGAUAUUCAAACCUUUCAUCAUUCCGGUAAAAGAGAUGAAAUAUAUGCAGAUGGGGAUAAUAUUAUUCCUUUAACAGGUAUUCGUCGUGUUAUGGUGAAUACAAUGACAGAGGCAAGAACAAUUCCAUCUUAUACAGCAUGUGAUGAGAUGGAGUUAACAGCUCUUUUGUCGUUGCGAGAAAAAUUGAAAGACUCUCUUUCAUUAAGUAGUAAUACUAAUAGUAGUGGUAGUGUGAGUAAUAAUAAUAAUAAUAAUAAUAAUAAAACUACUUCUUCUUCUUCUACUACUACUACUACUACUACUAAUAUGGAAAGAAGUCAAAAGAAGAAUAAGAAAAUUUCUCUUAUGCCAUUCUUUCUAAAAGCCGCAUCCAUGGCUCUUUUACAGUAUCCAGAACUUAAUGCUCACAUUGACUCGAAUUGUAGAAACCUUAUUGUGAAAAAAUCCCAUAAUAUCAGUUUCGCUGUAGAUUCACCAAAAGGUUUAAUAGUUCCUGUGGUAUAUAAUGUUCAAGAGAAAAGUCUAAUGGAUCUCGCAAUCGAAUUAGAAGAGUUAAUCACACUUGGAAGAAGGAAUGCUAUUCCACCAGAUCGUAUGCGGAAUGGUACCUUUACACUCAGUAAUAUUGGCUCUAUUGGUGCUACUUAUGCCACUCCUGUGAUUCUCCCUCCUCAAGUGGUGAUUGGAGCUAUUGGACGUCUUCAAGUAUUACCUCGUUUUGAUGAAAAUGGAAAUAUAAAGAAAGCGAAUAUUGCUCACCUCUCAUGGACAGCAGAUCAUCGUGUGAUUGAUGGGGCUUCUCUGGUACGGUUUAGUAAUGUUUUUAAAGGCUUUCUGGAAUCACCAGAGUUGUUGUUGAAUGAAAACGUACAAUAA
Messenger RNA from Trypanosoma theileri, 1503 nucleotides. Its product is annotated as putative dihydrolipoamide branched chain transacylase. Gene Ontology annotation, molecular function: lipoic acid binding; acetyltransferase activity. Gene Ontology annotation, cellular component: cytoplasm; mitochondrion. The record is from RefSeq and is a predicted model, not a curated record. Bases 1 to 1503 code for a protein of 500 amino acids. The transcript has a single exon. Lineage: Eukaryota; Euglenozoa; Kinetoplastea; Trypanosomatida; Trypanosomatidae.